This is a messenger RNA of Limanda limanda (common dab), 3450 nucleotides long. RefSeq names its product RNA binding motif protein 20 (gene rbm20). Lineage: Eukaryota; Metazoa; Chordata; Actinopteri; Pleuronectiformes; Pleuronectidae. Gene Ontology annotation, cellular component: nucleus. Gene Ontology annotation, molecular function: zinc ion binding; mRNA binding. The record is from RefSeq and is a predicted model, not a curated record. The coding region runs from base 1 to 3450 and encodes 1149 amino acids. The transcript is spliced from 14 exons. Gene Ontology annotation, biological process: regulation of RNA splicing.
AUGCAGCAAUCUUGGGAUCGGACGAGUAGCACUGACAGUCUCAAGAAAGGCCAUACAAAAAUGCUGGGAAAAGGACAAAGUGGCGGAUAUCCACCUGAGACAUCGGGUGAACUCUUGCAGAGCCUCAGUCUGGUACCUGUGGACAACACCGAUAAGAAAGGCCUCCAGGUGGGUGCUCAAUUUCCAGGCUGUGUGCCCACGGGGCCCCAGCAGCAUAACCAGCAGCUCCUCCUGACUCCAGCCAGCCUCCAACUCGCUCAGCUCCAGGCUCAGCUCACCCUCCAGCGCCUUAAACUGGCUCAGGGGGGGAAUACUGCCACUGCCGCCGCUCUUCUCAAUCAGGUUCUCUCCAAUGUCGCCAUGUCCCAACCGCUUUUCAAUCAGCUAAGGACUUCAGCCAUGGUUGGGAAUCAGCAGGGUGCCUUCCCCACAGGGGUUCUAGGUUUCCCCUCUUCAAAUUCAGCCUUGGGGGCCUUGGUGACUGGGGGGUUCCACCAAAAUCCAGAGAGACUGAACCAUCCUGGUGGCGGGGGGCCAGUGGGCCAGCAGGGUGUGGAGUACGGCAAAAAGACAGGGUCAGCUUACCCAUCUGAUACUGACAGGCGUCUUCAGUAUAACCAAGUCGGAGGGACGUCUGUAGCAUCAGCCCCUGCUGGUGAUGGACAGUUCACAGUGAUUAACACUCAGGCUAAAAACAUGAACAAUGCAGGUUUUCAGAGCGAUUUCUAUAGGCAGGAUAUGCAUGGACAACAAGCUGCUUUUAGUGUCAAUGAUCAGAACAUGCAUGCUUAUAACUCCACUGGGCAUAAGGAGCAAUGGAAAAGCCCUGCUGGCUUUAAUCACACUGGAAAGGUGGAUAUGGUUUCCAAUGCCACCAACAUGUGGACAUCAGCCGGGCAGCCGAUUCGCCACCGAACUGAACUGUACAACCCAGAGGAGCCAACCUCUGACCCCAAGUUCAAUCACCCUAGUGGGGUUUCCUCUCUGGCUUCAAGUGGCGUGCAGGGAUUUGGGGGCUACCAGACCCUGCAGGGAAACGAAGAAACGCUGUCCUCCGGUACCAGGAAACUUCAACCUUAUCAGGUCAAUGACUACCACGCAGUCACGCCCACUCAGCUGCCACAUCAGUGUAGCAUCUGUGACAAGAAGGUCUACAACCUUAAGGACUGGGACCAGCACGUGAAGGGAAAACUACACCUGCAGAAUCGAACAUUGUACUCAAAUGAAUGCUCAACUGUGGCAUCAGCUGGAGCUGUUCACUACGCUGCCGGCAGGCCUUCUGAUGGAGCUCUGAACCCCGGAGGGACGAACUCCAUGGUCUACUCUGCCCCCAGUCAAGAUGUAUCCUCAGGAGCCAGUGCUUCAUACUUGCCAGCUGCAGCCAUGACGACUUAUCCCAUGUCAGACUCAGGAUUUGCCUCACACCAGCCCGAGUCAAAGUCAUUUCCACCCAGAAAAGACACUGUAGGGCGAGUCGUUCACAUCUGCAACCUCCCUGAAGGCAGCUGCACAGAGAAUGAUGUCAUCAACCUCGGGCUACCAUUUGGCAAAGUCACCAACUACAUCCUGAUGCGCUCCACCCAUCAGGCGUUUCUGGAGAUGGCGUAUAUUGAAGCAGCUCAGGCCAUGGUUCAGUACUACCAACUUACCCCAGCUUCGAUUAAUGAUCAGAAACUUCUCAUACGAAUGUCAAAGAGGUACAAGGAGCUUCAGCUCAAGAAACCAGGUAAAGAUGUUCAGACGAUCAUCCAUGAUAUCACCUCUCAGAAGGAAAGGGAUGAGAUUCAAGAACUUGAGCAGUACAUGCCAGAGAGGCCGCGCUCCCGCAGCCCGAUCAGCCGCUCUCUGAGUCCUCAAUCCCACAGCCCCAGUUUUACAUCUUGCAGCUCAGCCCCCAGCCCUCAGGGGGCAGCCGGCAGGGGUCCGGAGAGAAGCAGUAAUGGCCUUGGGCCCUGCCGCGGCUCUUGGGAAUGGACAUCGCACAUAAGGAGGGGUGAAGACGAAAGGGAAAGGGAUGACCCAUGGAGGAAUGGGGGAAGCGUGGAUGAUGACAGGUCUAAUGGACGCGCGGCAGACCGUCGGAAGGCCUACCAGAAACCCAUGGAUCAUAUGAGCUCCAGAUCUUCAGAUGAGCGAGGAGGAGGUGGCGGAGGAGGUGGCGGAGGAGGUGAAGGGAUGAGGGGCAACAGAGACUGGCACUCACGAGGCAGCCCUCAAGGCGGGUCCUUCAACUCUUACAGGAACAUGGAGGACGACUUCUACAUGAAAGAACAGAUAUACAAGUCUGACAAGCCGCCCAGAGCUCCAUACCAAAGGCAUGACACAAAGUCAAAGAGGAGGGAUGGUGGUGACUACCACAGCAGGUCGAGGCAUAAUGAGUUUGAGAUGAGCGAGGAGACACUUUGCCGAUCCCCGGAAGAAAAGAGGCAUAGCUCCCCCGGCAGGAGCCACAGCAAAAAGACAAGUAGGAGGCACACUGCAGAAAAACACGAGAGAGAAAAUACUACUGAAAACACUGAUCGCCAGUUGAAAGAAAAAUCUGUUUCACCUCAGCAAAGCAGUAAACCCAAAGAGGCUGCUGUGGAAUCUAGUAAAGACAAAGACACUAAGAAGGAGUGGGAAAGUGGAGCUGACACUGAUGAGGAGUGUUGGUAUCCUAAGAACAUGGAGGAACUGGUCACUGUUGAUGAAGUGGGAGGAGAAGACGAUUCCAUUAUUGAACCAGACCUUCCUGAGUUGGAAGAAUAUGCAUCCUGCCCCAAAGAGACAGUGCAGGAAGACGCAGUAAUGCGGCACACGCCACAGCCAGCACCCACCCCUUCCUUGGAGGUGCAGGAGACGAACAAGAAGUCCAACCAGGAAAAGUCUUGCAUUGAUGCUGGAGACCAGGCAGACACACCUGUUACUGAGAAACUACAGAUUGUUUUAGCUGAAGUCGCUCCUGAAGAAGAGAAAGUCAGUCAAGUGGCUCCUGAACUGCUGGUUACUAACCUGAGUGACUUCCCCAGAGAGGAGUUCAAGGCCGCACCGGAGGAGAGGCAUUUAGAGGAUAAAGUAAUCAACAGUGAGCCUUUAGAAGAGCCAAUGGAAAAUCAUUUUACAGUGCUAGAGGACAGCAAGACUCAGGAAGUAGAACAGGUGAUGGAAACAAUCACCAACGGGGCACAACUCAAGGAUGGCAUUCUGAAAAAAGAGAUUGAGGCCUGUUCCCCGACUCCUGAGCAAGACAAAGCUGUCAGUGAACACAGCAUCCCUCUAGGAGUGGAGUUCAUUGUACCAAGAACGGGCUUCUACUGCAAACUGUGUGGAUUGUUCUAUACCAGUGAGGAGAAUGCAAAGACGAGUCACUGCCGCAGCACCGUGCACUACAGGAACCUACAGAAAUAUCUAUCCCAGCUGGCGGUGGAAAGUCUGUCAGACGCACUUUCUGGACCCACGGCUGCAAAGUGA